AUGGCAUCGUCUAUCACUGAGGCACAGGCUGCGCUUAUCAGCUCCCUGACUCCCGAUGACAUUCCCCAUAAACUGCGAUGUGCGAAUUGUAGCAAGCUUGCUGUCAACGCUUUCCGCUCACCCUGCUGUGAACAAGCAAUUUGCGAAUCAUGUCAUGCGAGUCUCCCUUCGUCUUGUCCUCUCUGCGAACACUCGCCACUCUCCGCCGAUGAUUGCACACCAAACAAGUCACUGCGUACGACGAUAAAGGUCUUUCUUCGUACCGAAGAAAGGAAGCAAGAGGCAACCAAGCCUAAGGCUACUUCAGAGUCGACUCCCGAAACCCCUGUCGAAGCCGCUCCGGUGCCAAACUCAGGUGACGGCCGGUCAACAGGCGCUGACGGAGAGGCUACGAAUGGAACCCCAGGAGCGCAUGCCUUGGCCGUUGCAGCCGUCGAACCCUCAACAGUACCCGCUUCUGACGUGGCACAGGGUGAUACAGAGUGUGAAGUCUCUGAUGCCCAGCAAGCGGAAGCUAGCGCGGCCAACAACUUCGAAGAAGAAGACAACGACGACGCGGACGAAGAUUCCGAUGACGAUGUCAUCAUCACCACGAAGCGGCCGGAGCAACCACCUCAGGAAAUUGAGGAGGCAGAAUAUGCGGAGGAAGAUGGCCAGGGAGAUGGCGGAAAUGGCAGCGGGCAGGUGCCACACGGAAACGGGUUUUCGAACCAGAUGUAUUCCGGGGGUGGCGACUUUAACCAAAUGCAGAUGAUGAUGGCCAUGCAAAACAACAUGGGCUUUCCGAUGAUGGGUAUGCCGACCAUGAACAUGGAUCCUAUGAUGCAAAACAUGUUUAUGAAUGGAGGCUUUCAAGGCAUGGGCAUGAACGGCAUGGGAGGGCUUGGAGGCGGCUACGAUAAUAACUGGAACGGUUCUCAGUCAUGGAAUUUCGACCAGAAUAAUUUCAAUCAAAAUGGCGCUGGUGUGAACACUGGUGACUUUGGGAACUUUAACUCUGGCUUCCAGACAGGCUACAGUCAAGGUAAUUAUGGCCAAUAUAAUAACUAUCGCCAGCAGAAUUAUCGUGGCCGUGGCCGUGGCCGCGGAUACUAUGGAGGAUACGGUCGUGGUGGCUUCCAGCAGGGUGGCAACUACCAUGGCCAAAGCCAGUUGCAGCAAGGCCAGGCUGACCCCUCUGCUCAGUCAAUUACACAGGGCAUUCAAAAUGACGCCCAGAGUGUGAGCCAAGACAAGGACGAUGGCCAGCCCGCCGAUGCGCCCGUUGGCGAUGUUAUUGCAGAGGGCUCUGCCGAUGGCCAGAGUAGAUCUCAGGACCGCUCGCAGACUGCCGAUGGCGACCGGUACGACGAGGACUCGUACAGCCGUAGUAGAAAGAACAAGGGCCGCAAGCACUCUUCCCGUCAUGGCGACGACGAGUCGCGACACGAAAAGGGCGGCGGCAACCGCUCGAGGUCGGCGUCCCCAGAGGAUGGGAAGAAGUCAAAUCGCCACAGCCGCCGCGAGAGAGACUCGGAUCGUCACCGCGACAAGGACAAGCAACGCGAUGAGAAGUCGACCAGGCACAGAGACCGGGAUCGGGACCGAGACCGAGACCAUGACCACUCGCGGCGCAGAGACAAGGAAAAGGACCGUGAUCGUGAUCGUGAUCGUGAUCGUGACCGUGACCGUGACCGCGACCGCGACCGUGAUCGUCGUGACCGACACCGGGAUCGCGACCGUGACAGGGACCGUGAUAGAGACAAGGACCGCCGCGAGCGCAAAGACCAACAAAAGGACCGCGAUCGCGACAGGGAGAGCCGCCACAACGACAGGAAGCACUCAACCGACGGUGGCGGCGCCUCUGCGCCGGCAGAGGCGAGCAAUGGCGGCGCAGCCACGAAAGACCCCCAUACACUAGAGCGCGAGGCACGUAACCGCGAACGCCUACUCAAGGAGGCGCAGCGCAUGGCCGGUCUGGGUAACGGCGGCGGUGGUAUAAAACGCAGCCGAGGCGGCGGCGGUGGCGGGGAGGACGGUACCGACAGCAUGGGGAGCCGCAAGGGCCGGCGAACAGCGGACGGGGGCCGGCGCAGCGACGCCGCGGACCGUGGCGGCGAUAAUGAUGACGGGGGUAGCCGGCGAUACGACUAG
This is a messenger RNA of Cordyceps militaris CM01, 2133 nucleotides long. RefSeq lists its product as uncharacterized. Gene Ontology annotation, molecular function: RNA binding. NCBI's taxonomy places the organism in Eukaryota, Fungi, Ascomycota, Sordariomycetes, Hypocreales, Cordycipitaceae. Gene Ontology annotation, biological process: regulation of mRNA splicing, via spliceosome; regulation of cell cycle. Bases 1 to 2133 code for a protein of 710 amino acids. The record is from RefSeq and is a predicted model, not a curated record. The transcript is spliced from 7 exons.